This is a messenger RNA of Hibiscus syriacus, 606 nucleotides long. RefSeq lists its product as uncharacterized. The transcript has 8 exons. Bases 1 to 606 code for a protein of 201 amino acids. Lineage: Eukaryota; Viridiplantae; Streptophyta; Magnoliopsida; Malvales; Malvaceae. Gene Ontology annotation, biological process: mRNA splicing, via spliceosome. The record is from RefSeq and is a predicted model, not a curated record. Gene Ontology annotation, cellular component: U12-type spliceosomal complex.
AUGGACGAGGAAGAUUCUUACAACAAUGGAAGAACAAGGAGAAUGAAGGCUAAGCAGUCAUUGUUUGAGGAGGCUUCUUUUGACUGCCCGGAUUCAAGGAUUGACAGCAUGUUGAGACUCAAAGUGGAGGAAAAUUCAACUUCGAAGCUGCCGUCGAUGCCAUCCCCGGCGGUUGACAAUGCUUCCCGAAGAAACCGUCACCUCUGCAUUCGCAAAUUGGAUGGCUCUUCCUUUGAUGUCGAGGUUUUAAAGUCGGCUACCGUUGCAGAUCUCAAGCUAGGGGUGCAGAAUGUUUUUGAUCAUAUGCCAAACGAUGGUCCCGACAAGAUUUCAUGGAUACAUGUCUGGGGACACUUCUGCUUGUCUUAUGGUGAUCAGAAGUUGAUCCAAGACACCGACCUGAUCGUAAACUAUGGCAUCAAGGAUGCCGAUCAGCUUCAUUUCAUUAGACAUGUGUCCACCAGCACCAACUCGAUAAAGAUUCCGAAAAGUAAAGAGACUGUUCCUCAAAACCAUUCAUAUCAGCUGUUGGUGGAUGAACUUGAAGAUGAGAAGAAGAAGAAGACAUUUACGAGAAACGGAUCAAGUCGGUGUGCUUUCUGGUGA